UCAGUUAGUCAUUGCUUGUCCUACUUUUCUGAAGUCAAGGAGUACUCACAUAAAGAGCAACUUGUUCAGUGACAGAAAAGGUCAUUUCUGCUGGCCAGCCACUUGGAAAGGAGACAGGAAGCGUAUUAUUUUUAAAAGCUGAGAGUCCGAGAGCAUCGCCGCGAGCAGCUGCCAGCAGAGAUGGGUUCUGCCUCCUCCAGCUCCCAGCUCACCUCCAGCCGGGUACUAGCUCUGGCUGCCCUGGCGCUAGUCCUACUGCUGUGCCUGGGGCCAAAUGGCACAAGAGGAAACAAACUCAAGCUCAUGCUUCAAAAACGAGAAGCAUCUGAUCCAACUAAGACAGAAGUUUCAGUAGGUGAAAGCAAAGCAAAGGAAUUUUUAAGCAACUUGAAACGCCAGAAACGCCAGCUGUGGGAUCGAAGUCAGCCAGAUGUGCAGCAGUGGUAUCAGCAAUUUCUCUACAUGGGUUUUGAUGAAACUAAAUUUGAAGAUGAUGUUACAUAUUGGAUAAACAGAGGCCGAGAUGGCCAUGACUACUAUGGAGGUUACUACCAGCGUCAUUAUGAUGAAGAUGCAGCCAUUGGACCUCGGCAUCCCCACGUAUACAGGCACGGAGCCAGUGUCAACUAUGACGAUUAUUGAGUGCCUUCUCUGAUGUUCUGGAUAAGGCACCAGGUUGUUUUUUUAAGUUUUUAAUUUACCUCACAGGGUUGUUGUGAGGAUCAACGGCAAUAAUGUGUGUGUCAAGCACUGCAAACCAUAAGCACCAUAUAACUGUGAGCUAUUAUUCCUAUUUUACUAGUGCAUUUUGAAAGAGAUUUUGUUUGUUUGUUAUAAAUUUAGUCACUGCCAAACAAAAAAAAAAACUUGUCCAUGUCCUUCUAUAAGUUCAGUGUUGGGGUCCACUCCACAUAACUGUCAUUUUUCUGUCAUGGAAGAAGAAAUGAAAUUAUGCAAAAAGUCUAAAGUUUGAUUUAAAAAACAAACAGGGGCAGCUAGGUGGCACAGUGAGUAGAGCACCAGCCCUGGAAUCAGGAGGACCUGAGUUCAAAUAUGACCUCAGACACUUGGCACACUUACUAGCACACUUACUAGCUGUGUGACCUUGGGCAAGUCACUUAACCCCAAUUGCCCUGCCUUCCCCCCUCAAAAAAAAAGAAAAGACAAAAAACAAACAAACAACAAUCAUCAAGGCUGGUACAGAGGAUGCCAGAAAAUCUUAGGGCAGCAUCUUAAUACAGCCCUAAAACUUUUUGGGACACCCUGUGUAUUAACUUUAAAGAAAUAAUCUGAGUAGUAUUUUAUUCGCUUCUGUGUCUCUAUUUCUUGUGUGUAUCUUUUAUCAGAUCUUGUUGCUCCUUUUUAAAAAAAUAAUCAUAGCAAGUGUACUCGUUUUGAUAUUGUAUUCUUCAUUCUACAUCUCUUUCUAUAGAUCUUGCCAUGUUUGUACUCUUAUACUUGUCAUUUCUGAAUGGUACCAUAAUCCAUUCUGAUGUAUUUUCUAAUUCCUGCUAUGAUUCUGUUUUAUUUUAAUCCAUGUAUAUCCUUUUGUUUAUGACUCUAAUGCAAUUGCUAAAGAAUAAUAGAAAUGUCAUCUGAAGUUUGAUGUAGGUAUGUAUUGAUAUCCUAUAUCUUAUACCAGAAAUAAACUUUUGCUUAAAAAUG
Messenger RNA from Trichosurus vulpecula (common brushtail), 1665 nucleotides. RefSeq names its product ECRG4 augurin precursor (gene ECRG4). The transcript has 5 exons. NCBI's taxonomy places the organism in Eukaryota, Metazoa, Chordata, Mammalia, Diprotodontia, Phalangeridae. Bases 181 to 642 code for a protein of 153 amino acids. The record is from RefSeq and is a predicted model, not a curated record. Gene Ontology annotation, biological process: regulation of cell population proliferation; central nervous system development; anaphase-promoting complex-dependent catabolic process.